UAACUUCCGGUAUUUACUUCCUUCCGAGAGUCAAGUCGACAGUCGUCUCUGACGGCAGAAGGGCUCAAGUCUGGAGGAGAGAUGCGACUCCGGAGACCGCAGAGAACACCCAAGGAGCUUGGUGAUUUGCCCAAAACGUCACCUCCUGAUGCAGGAAUUCAGGCGGAGUAGCAGAAGCUGAGCAUAAAGAUGGAUUACAGAUAUGAAACUGGACUAGAACUGCUGCUGGCUCACAUGAAUGUAGAGGACAUUAUCAACGCAGCAGAGAUGCUCCAUCAGCUAGAGGAGGCCAGCCAGGAGGAGAUGGGCGAGAGGGAGGAGGCAGGUUUGGUGGAUGAGCAGAAGGACUAUGCUAAUGAAAUUGGGGGUGUUCAGUAUGGGACAGUGACAGACCUCCUGUCUUUUGUGAACUUCCUGUCUAACAUGCAGACAUCAGCCCUGCAGCACCUCAGUAAGGAGAUGGGAGUCCUCCUGAGCAAGAAAGAUAUGGCGAUUAGAAAAGGUCGCUAUCAGGUCAGCAUGGAUGUGCUUUUGUUUCCUUGGAAAUUGACCUACAAGAAUCCUGGCUCUGGCCUUGUUCCCAAGGGUUCCUUUGGGAAAGUCCACCUGGCCCAGGACACCAUGACCAGGAAGAGGAUGGCCUGUAAACUGAUUCCAAUAGAAAACUUUAAAGCAGCCGACGUGGAGUUCCAGGCCCGCUUCCGCCACGAGAACAUUGCAGAGCUUUAUGGUGCCAUGUUCUGGGACCACAACGUCCACCUGUUCAUGGAAGCAGGUGAAGGGGGAUCGGUGUUGGAGAAGGUGGACAGCUGCGGACCCAUGAGAGAGUUUGAGAUCAUCUGGGUGGCAAAGCAAGUCCUGCGGGGCCUGGAGUAUCUGCACUCCCACAACGUCAUCCAUCACGACAUCAAACCCAGUAACAUCGUCCUGAUGUCAGACAAGGCGGUGCUGGUGGACUUCGGCCUGACGGUUCAGAUGACAGAGGACAUCUACAUUCCUAGAGACCUCAGAGGAACAGAGAUGUACAUGAGUCCAGAGCUGGUUCUGUGUCGAGGACACAACACCAAGACAGACAUCUACAGCCUGGGAACCACCAUCAUACACAUGCAGACCGGGAGUCCUCCCUGGGUCAGGAGGUACCCCCGUACUGCAUACCCCUCCUACCUCUACAUCAUUCACAAGCAGGCACCCCCCCUGGAGGACAUAGCAGCGGACUGCAGUGUGGCCAUGCGCUCUUUCUUAGAGCGAGCCCUGGAGAGGAACCCCACGCUGCGGAGCUCAGCAUGCCAACUGCUGAAGGACGAGGCCAUCAACCCACCCAGAGAGGACCAGCCACGCUGCUGGAGCCUCGACUCGGCCCUGGAGGAGGCCACACACACGUUGCAACGGCAACAGAGCCUGCGCCACGACACCACACAAGUUUCUGCAGAAUCCUCUCUUUACUCUGAAGACUCGGGCCACAUCAGGAGGAAGGGGUCGCUCUACAUUGACCUGGGAGCCUUGUCCGGUCACAGCAAACUGGUGACGGGACCCCCCACCUCUGAGUAUAACUAACACUCUUCUACACAUCUGUAAGCAGCCUGAAGAGGUGUUCAGUCGCCUGUUAUCCUUAAUCGGUCUGUUGGGUCAUUAGGUCAUUUCUUCCUUGUUGGCCUUAUUUUAGAGGCAACGUCUACCCCAAAUGUGCUUUUAGAGUAAGUGGGGCUCACAGUAUCACAGUGGGGGUGGAUGGUGGUCCGGGGACCACAAAGAGGGGACUCGCGGGUCACCACUGGACUAUACCUGACUGUAUAUACUAUGACUGGCUUUUUCAGCCAUGGGCUUUGUUAGGUACGUAUGGGAUUUACUGAAAUGUGGAAAGGAAACCCCAAGUUUUAGUCCCUCCCCUCAUGUGCCUCUCUAUGAGUAACCAGACUAGUUAUCUGUGUGGACGGGUCUGGCAGGCCAGGCUAGGGUUUCAUCCCUGGUGAUGCUCUGGCGGGCCGCUACUGCACCUGUCUUCUCUUCCUGCUUGUUCUUGGGGCAUUCUCUCUUCAGUUUUGUCUUCAGCAGGUCAAAUGCAUACUCGGUCGGAUUCAGGUCAGGUGACUUGGCCAUUGCAUAACAUUCCACUUAUUUGCUUUAAAAACCUCUUAGGUUGCUGUUGUUUGGCAAACUCUAUUGUGGCCUUCCUAUUUUUGAGGCUCUUGCUGUGAAUCCUCUGUAUGCACCCUCGUGGAGUCUGCUCUUGAUUGACACACACACACACGCACGCACGCACGCACACACACACACACACACACACACACACAGACUGGAGAGUGUUCCUAGUCUGGCCAACUCUUCAUUUAUUUCUUUGUAAGCACCUUAAUGCCACCAGCCGAGGCUGCCCAAAGUGCAGUACCUGAUAACAUCAUAGCUCAAAUACAUUAAAGUUAGAGACAACAACAAGGCCUUACUAAAAUUGGAUGAUAUGAGACAUAAAAAACACUAAAAAACAAACAAACAAAAAAACAUUCCAAGAAUAUUACCAGAAAAAUAACAAUAAAACCAAAAGAUUACAAAAAAGUAUAAAAGUAACUGGAUUUGUAAUAUUGCUUCAGUUUAGCUUUAGCACUCCAGACAGAAGAUGUUUAAUGUCUAGUGGGGCCAGUAUUGCAAAGGCUCGCUCUCUUCGAGACCUGCAGUUAAACCUUGACUCGACCAAUAAAUCCUGCUCUGCAGAGCGGAGAGGUCGAGCAGGAGCGGACCUUAUUAAAAGCUCUGCAAGAUACGGUGGCGCUGUUCCGGCAAGCGCCUGGAAAACAUAAAUCAGGCGUUUAGUUUCGAUGCUACGCCACAGACACACACACAGAAUCACCUGUAUAUUGUGAAUGGUGUGCUGCAGCUGAACCGUGAUUUGAAGAAAAUCAUGAAUUGAUCAGAAAUGAUAAUUUUUGCCAGAAAAAACGAGCACAUUAUCCUGAAACCAUUCAGCCCUAAAAUGAAGAUGUUUACAUUAAAUAUUAAAUUUAAAGUAUCUUUCCGGAGUUUUCCUCUUUCAGAAAUCAUGCAUGAUUUGUGAGAAAUCUGUAAAAGUGAGUAUCUUAUCAUGUACUGUGGUAUAAUUUGAAGAAGAAAUGAUUUGUGUGUUAUUCUUGUCAGCCACUAGAUGAUGCCAUCAGAAAUACUCCAGAAAGAGGCUUUAAGUCACUUUUUGUCUGUUCUUAGUUACGGAACCGCAUCAAAUGACCAGGGCUGCACUUCAAAUAUAUUUUCUACAGUUUUGUUAAAACUAUUUUUCAAUCAUUAUUGAUAUCGACCAAUGUGAAAUGUUUUAUCUAUAUGCUUUUCUUCUAUAUCGUCCAGCCCUACUACACUUUUCACCUAAUUUAGAUGAAAAUCCCCUCAGACUGCACAUCGUGUUUGUUUCAUUUCAAAUCCAUUGAGGUGGUGUAUAGAGCCAAAAUGUCCCAAUAUCUAUGGGCCUGGCUGUGUUUGCUAUCACAGACUGUACGUUUGGUCUCACAUCAGAUGAGCGUUGGUACAAAUGUGAAUGCUUUAGAUAUCAAAGGAGUUCAAAUGAAGGAAACUGGACUGCUUCGGUAAGCUUUGCUCCCAUAUUCCAGUUAGAAUAGACAAAACUCCUCAGACGAGAAGCAGGAAACCAACAAAGUCCAGUCACCUUCAUCUGAACCCUUUGGAUUACCAUCACCUCCAUGACUGAGAACCUUCACCAGCAUCUGCUGUAGAACAAAGAGCAGGUGUUUGAUGAUGGAUUCAGACAUGCUCUGUUAAUAUUCUGGUCUUAAACACACGUAGAGGCAUGUCUGGUAUGAAGUGGGCCUGAAGCGGAGAUUAUUUUUAAAAUCUAACCUGUUCUAAGUAUUUGUGGCCACAGACAGCUUUGUGGUGACAUUUUUGUAGUCCUUUGUGGACUUCCUCUUGUUGGUUCCUGUGGAACAUUGAACAUUGUGGAACACGGUGUUUACACGGACCUGCGGAACCGGGUUAUUGUGAAUAUUCGGGUUUUAAAAGGGUUACUGGCUGCAUGUAAACGCACUGAUUACUGUCAGCACUGCUGUAUGCUAAUGAUGCUUCUGAAGCAUGCAUCAGUGAUCCGCGUUUCUUGUUGUUUUAGAGAGAAGAAUGUUAACCACUUUAAACAACAACAAAACCUUCAUUUACUUCUGUUUUCUUUGUUUUAUAAUCAGAAAAUCCAGUUUGUAAAUGUCCGUCUUUCUGCUGAAAAUGUAAUGAAAUAAACUCUCCACACCGGU
Nothobranchius furzeri (turquoise killifish) is the source of this 4238-nucleotide messenger RNA. RefSeq names its product mitogen-activated protein kinase kinase kinase 8 (gene map3k8). Gene Ontology annotation, molecular function: ATP binding; protein kinase activity. The record is from RefSeq and is a predicted model, not a curated record. Gene Ontology annotation, biological process: protein phosphorylation. NCBI's taxonomy places the organism in Eukaryota, Metazoa, Chordata, Actinopteri, Cyprinodontiformes, Nothobranchiidae.